Messenger RNA from Fraxinus pennsylvanica, 303 nucleotides. The record is from the annotation of a GenBank genome assembly. NCBI's taxonomy places the organism in Eukaryota, Viridiplantae, Streptophyta, Magnoliopsida, Lamiales, Oleaceae.
AUGGAUGGUUUUAUGAUCACUUCACGUGUUGAACAAGUGUUGGCUGGGCACAAACGAAGUGAUAAUGGUUUUACUUCAUUUCAAGUAUCUAAGGCAAUUGACAGGGUUCUCAAUGGGUGCGAGAUCAUAGUCUCAGAUAAUAAUGUAAGGGUAAGGAUACAAACUCUUAAAAAAGAGCAUGCUGAAGUUCACCAGUUGCUAAAUAUGAGCGAUUUUGGGUUGGAUACCGAAACUAGACGCAUUGUAGCUGAUGCCAUUGCUUGGGACAAUUUUAUUAAGGGAAAGCCAGAAUUUGGGAAGUAG